Molecule: messenger RNA, 3474 nt
Organism: Manihot esculenta (cassava)
Lineage: Eukaryota; Viridiplantae; Streptophyta; Magnoliopsida; Malpighiales; Euphorbiaceae
Product: titin homolog
Exons: 14
Coding region: 313-3078 (921 amino acids)
Biological process (GO): mitotic sister chromatid cohesion; DNA repair
Cellular component (GO): nucleus; chromatin
Source: RefSeq, a predicted model, not a curated record
AAUUAUUUUCCAUAUAUAAAUAAUUGCUUUUGCUGAUUUAAGUAUUGUUUUUAAAUUUUCUCUUCAAAAUUUGCAUAAAAAAACGGACGCUCAAAACUCUCCUCUCCUCUUUCUCUCAAAUAAAACCCUAAGGACUCUUAAAUCCCCAAAUCUCUAUAUCCAAAUCUUGUUUAUAUCUUCUUGAUUCGUCCUUUUUAGGUGGAUUUGGAGGGCUUCAAUGUUGUGAGAUUCAAGCCUGAGUCUCAGAUUUCCAAGGAUCUGUAGAUAUAAGUUAUUCUAUCUUUAUAUAUUUGGACACAAAAACCAUAGACAAUGGCGUCGUCGGAUAAAGAGCUCGAACAACAGCUUAUGGAAGCUGGGAUUAAGCUUGUUAAUCCCCCUUCUUCGGUUGAUGAACUUCUACCUCUUCUAGACCAAGUCGAGAAUUGUUUAUCAAAAGUGGAACAGUCCCCUUCAAAGUCAAUGCAAAUUGCACUGGCCCCAUCUCUGAAUUCAUUGGUUGCGCGGCAACUUUUUAGGCAUUCAGAUGUUGAUGUGAAAGUAGCAGUUGCCUCUUGCAUUAGUGAAAUAACCAGAAUAACUGCUCCAGAUGCUCCUUAUGAGGAUUAUCAGAUGAAGGAUGUCUUUCAGUUAAUUGUAUCAUCAUUUCAAAAUCUGGAUGACAUGUCUAGUCAAUCAUAUGUUAAAAGGACUUCGAUUCUUGAAACUGUUGCAAAAGUUCGGUCAUGUGUGGUGAUGUUGGAUUUGGAGUGUGACGCUCUGAUAAUUGAAAUGUUCCAGCAUUUCCUUAAUGCUAUAAGGGAUGAUCACCCAGAGAAUGUUUUUUCAUCCAUGGAGACCAUUAUGAUCCUUGUCUUAGAAGAAAGUGAAGAAAUCUCUCCAGAACUUCUUUCUCCUCUUCUAGCCAGUGUGAAAAGGGGCAAUGAGGAAGUUCUACCUGUUGCUCGUAAAUUAGGAGAAAAAGUACUUGAAAGUUGUGCUAACAAAGUUAAGCCUUACUUGCAACAUGCUGUUAAAUCUUUGGAUAUUUCUUUAGAUGAUUACAGUGAAAUAGUUGCCUCUAUAUGCCAAUCCGGCACUGUUGAACAAAAUGAUGCUCAUGCUGCUGAUGAAAAUAAAGUUGAAGAAAGCAAUCCAGCUGGAGAAUCAUUGGAUGAGGCUGAUAAAGAUAUGGCAGCUGAAGGAGGUUCUCCUAAACAAGCUGAUCCUGUAAAUGACAAAACUCCUAAAUCAAUUGUGAGUAAUGGUGUUGCCCAGACUGGUGAAGAAGACACUCUGGUAGAUUCAUGUUGCUUAAAGAAGCAAGAUGAUGGUAAUCAUGCUGAUCAGUCAAAAAGUAUUGACAUGUCAAGCAAUGCUAAGACUGAUAUUUUGGAUACUGAGAAGGCAGUUACAGAGCAAAGCAAGCCGGCACACCCAACAAAAAAGAGAGGGAGGAAACUCAGUUCAUCAACAAAGUUGACAGAACCAUCUGAAAGUACUCGUAUUGAUGCUGAGAAAGGAGCAGAGAAACUACUGGAUGAUGAAGCUCACAGCAAAGAUGUUCCAGUUUCACCUCGCAAGGAGCCAUUUGCUGAGGCAGCUGUGUCUUCUGAAAAUAAAAAAGAGGCUGGUAGUAGUCGGCCUUCCUUCCCCAAGGCAGUAGAGGGCAAGUGCAUGACUGCUGCUUCUCCAUCUGGAAGUGGGAGUCUUCUCGAUGAAAGUCUUUCCAAGAAGGCUGCACGAUCAAAGAAGAAAGAGAUCUUGAUCAAAGAGUCUGAACCAUCUGUUGAUGAUGUUCCCAAAAAGGUCCUUGAAGGAGAAGGAGCUAGUGAUUUAGAAGCAAAACCAAAAAAGCGAUCAGCAAGAAAGGUCCAUGCUAGGGUUUCCUGUGAGGAAAAGACACCAAUCGCGACAGAUGCAUCCAAUAGGGGAAGCGGCACUACAAGUGAAUCAGAGACAAAACAACUGAAGCAGUCUUCGAAGAAGGUGGACUCAAGCAGCAAAAAUGGUGAUGAAUCCUCUUUAAACCAUUCUCAGGAUAAGAAACAUCGCAAUCGUGGAAAAUCUACUUCAGAAAAGAAUGUGACCAAAAGUUCAACUAAAGAUGAUGACAUGGAAAAGUUCUCUUCACCGAAGUUGGUUACAAAAUUAGCAAAAGAUGAGCAUCAAAUGGAGGAGACACCCAAGGUCAACAGCAAGAGAAAGUGUGCCUCAGGCAGUGAAAAGGCAUCUGGCACUAGAGAAUAUGAUGCCAGUCUGGUUAACUUGAGGGUUAAAGUUUGGUGGCCAAGAGAUCACGCAUUUUAUGAAGGUGUAAUACGUUCUUAUGAUCCUGUUAAAAAGAAACAUGAGGUUGCCUAUGAUGAUGGGGAUACAGAAAUAUUAAAUCUUAAGAGGCAGAAGUGGGAAAUUAUUAGGGAUGAAUCUGCACCAGAUGAGGGAGAAGCAUCUGAUCCCAAGAGUCCAGAUAUUCCAUCUGAAAUGCGCUCAAAGAAGAAAAUGAAACCAAAUACUGAUCAGUCUGCAAAGCAAGAAAAGGUGGAUGCUUCUCCAUUGAGGGAUGGAGGAGGUUCCUCCAGCAAAUCCAAGAGUGCAGCAACAAAAACUGUACGAAAAUCGAAGAAAGUGAGUAAAAUGGAUGGCAAAUCUAUGGAUGAUUCAGAAACAGUUAAAAAGGCUGAGGAUGAAAUUGCUGGCAAAAGUAAGGAUAAUACCAAUAAGAGUGGAACUAAAUCUACUGAUGUUACUUUAAAAACAGCCAGCAAAUCAAAAAAUGAUGACAUCGCACCAUCAAAGACUGGCAAGUCCAAGGAGGAAGAGACGACACCCAUAACCUCCAAGUCCAAGCAAGAAACAGUGAAAACUGGCAAAUCCAAGCAAGACGCCAAGGACAAAUCUCCAAGGAGUGGCGGCAAAUCUAGUGCUAAUGGUAUUGGAAAGUUGAAAUCUGGUUCGUCGAAGGUGAAAGCAAUUGAGGGUAAGGAGAAACCAACAGAUUCUGGAAAACCACAAGAAAGCAUGAAAGGGAAAUCUCUAAGCUCAUCCAAAGGACAGGAAAUUGGGGGAAGGAGUGGAAAGAAGAGGAGAAGAGUCUAAACUUGAACUCUUACAGUCGUCUAUCAUAAACUGCUACAUAGGCCUUCUGUUGCAGCUUGGCUUGAUUGAUGUCUGAGCGCGACAUUCACUCAGUAAGCCAUUGUAUGUGUAAUUGGUGUCAUCUUUUGACAUAAAAUUGCAAGGUUGGAGCAAGCGUGGCUGUCUGAAACACAGUUCUAGUCUUAGUUUAUAGUGGUGUAGGGUUAGUUUUUUCAUUUUUACCAUUGUUUCUAGAUCGAAUUUCAUGUUAUUUGGGAGUCGCAGUAGAAUACAUUGGGUUAGCUUUGUUAAAUAGAUGCUUUUUAUGGAUAGAUAACGUCAGAUCGUCGUAAUCUUGCUGUCAGCAGUGUUUUCUGCAGGAAUUCCCUUAUCUAGCCUUCAAAUUAGUGUUCUUGC